Arvicola amphibius (Eurasian water vole) is the source of this 1878-nucleotide messenger RNA. It is a transcript of the gene Bmp4, whose product is annotated as bone morphogenetic protein 4. Lineage: Eukaryota; Metazoa; Chordata; Mammalia; Rodentia; Cricetidae. The record is from RefSeq and is a predicted model, not a curated record. The transcript is spliced from 4 exons. Gene Ontology annotation, biological process: negative regulation of transcription by RNA polymerase II; BMP signaling pathway; negative regulation of apoptotic process. Gene Ontology annotation, cellular component: extracellular region. Gene Ontology annotation, molecular function: cytokine activity; growth factor activity; BMP receptor binding. Bases 378 to 1607 code for a protein of 409 amino acids.
AGCAGGCCGAAAGCUGUUCCCGGUUUUGUAGACUCUUGGGAUCGCACUGGGGUUUCCUUUCCGCGCCCGGUCGGAGUUGUAAAGCCUUUGGAACUCCGAGAUCUGAAAAUGGGAUGCGCUCUUUCUUCGGUGACGCCUGUUUUGGAAUCUGUCUGGAGCUAGGAGCCCAGACAUCCGCCCCUCCGCCUUGAAUGGCACCGCCGACCGGUUUCUGAAGGAUCUGCUUGGCUGGAGCGGACGCUACGGAGCCAUUCCGUAGUGCCAUUCCGAGCAACGCACUGCCGCAGCUUCUCUGAGCCUUUUCAGCAAGUUUGUUCAAGAUUGGCUCCCAAGAAUCAUGGACUGUUAUUAUAUGCCUUGUUUUCUGUCAAGACACCAUGAUUCCUGGUAACCGAAUGCUGAUGGUCGUUUUAUUAUGCCAAGUCCUGCUAGGAGGCGCGAGCCAUGCUAGUUUGAUACCUGAGACCGGGAAGAAAAAAGUCGCCGAGAUUCAGGGCCACGCGGGAGGACGCCGCUCAGGGCAGAGCCAUGAGCUCCUGCGGGACUUCGAGGCGACACUUCUCCAGAUGUUUGGGCUGCGCCGCCGUCCGCAGCCGAGCAAGAGCGUCGUCAUCCCGGAUUACAUGAGGGAUCUUUACCGAAUCCAGUCUGGGGAAGAGGAGGAGGAAGAGCAGAACCAGGGAACCGGACUGGAGUACCCCGAGCGUCCAGCCAGCCGGGCCAACACCGUGAGGAGUUUCCAUCACGAAGAACAUCUGGAGAACAUUCCAGGGACCAGUGAGAACUCUGCUUUUCGUUUCGUCUUCAACCUCAGCAGCAUCCCAGAGAAUGAGGCGAUCUCCUCUGCAGAGCUCAGGCUGUUUCGGGAGCAGGUGGACCAGGGCCCUGACUGGGAAUGGGGCUUCCACCGGAUAAACAUUUAUGAGGUUAUGAAACCCCCAGCAGAAAUAGAGCCUGGACACCUCAUCACACGACUACUGGACACCAGAUUAGUGCACCACAAUGUGACACGGUGGGAAACUUUCGAUGUGAGCCCUGCAGUCCUUCGGUGGACCCAGGAAAAGCAGCCCAAUUAUGGGCUAGCCAUUGAGGUGACUCACCUCCACCAGACACGGACCCACCAGGGCCAGCAUGUCAGGAUUAGCCGAUCGUUACCUCAAGGGAGUGGAGACUGGGCCCAGCUCCGGCCCCUCCUGGUCACUUUUGGCCAUGAUGGCCGGGGCCAUACCUUGACCCGCCGCCGGAGGGCCAAGCGUAGUCCCAAGCAUCACCCACAGCGGUCCAGGAAGAAGAAUAAGAACUGCCGUCGCCAUUCACUCUACGUAGACUUCAGUGACGUGGGCUGGAAUGACUGGAUUGUGGCCCCACCAGGCUACCAGGCCUUCUACUGCCAUGGGGACUGUCCCUUUCCACUGGCGGAUCACCUCAACUCAACCAACCAUGCCAUUGUGCAGACCCUGGUCAAUUCUGUUAACUCGAGCAUUCCCAAGGCCUGUUGUGUCCCCACUGAACUGAGUGCCAUCUCUAUGCUCUACCUGGAUGAGUAUGACAAGGUGGUACUGAAAAAUUAUCAGGAGAUGGUGGUAGAGGGAUGUGGGUGCCGCUGAGAUCAGGCAUCCCCAAGGACGCGCACGCGCGCGCACACACACACACACACACACACGUUCCCAUCCAGCCACUCACACAGACCACACAGACUGCUUCCUUAUAGCUGGACUUUAUCUUUAAAAAAAAAAAAGAAAAAACCUAAACAUUCACCUUGACCUUAUUUAUGACUUUACGUGCAAAUGUUUUGACCAUAUUGAUCAUAUAUUUUGACAAAAUAUAUUUAUAACUACAUAUUAAAAGAAAAUAAAAUAAGUCAUUAUUUUAAAGCUA